AUGUUUUUACAAAUUUUACUGGUUGCGCUGAUAACCUCUGUGGGAAGAGCUUGCGUUCCUCAACAUCUCGAUGUCCGGCAAGUCGAUCAAAACAUACAAAGGCGUUCUCUACACACUCCUUCGUCAUCUAAGAUCGGUAUUGCAAAUGUGAACCUGUUUACAGGGACGCGGUUUCGACGUGGUGCCCUAGCCAUUGUCGGUGGUCGGAUCACAUUCGACCUCAAAGAUGUCGACCAAUGGAUCAAUGGCAACAGCGGCUACCUGAUCCCUGGCCUCAUUGACAGCCAUUGCCAUCCAGGUUCGAUCGGUGACCUCAAAAUUCUCAGCUCCUACGGCGUCACAUCGGCCAUGGGCAUGAAUUGUGCAAACUAUGCUCUCUGCGCAUCCAUGAAAGACCAACCCGGCUUAACAUCAUUCUUCACCGCAGGCCAUGGAAUCGCAGCACCCGGUAGCGCACAUGCUUUGAUAUUCCAGACUCCACCGGAACUCCUCAUCAAUAGCACCGCAGAAGCUUCCAUGUUCGUUGACUAUACGUUUGGCAACAAAUCCGACUGGUUGAAGAUUACCGCUGAAAACAGGGGCCCGAGCCAAGAGACACAAAAUCGACUUGUGAGCCUGACGCACGCCGCUGGCAAACAGGCCAUGACGCAUGCCGCAGGUGUCGACUACUAUCUGCAAGCAAUCGCUUCGGGCACAGACGGGAUUCAGCACACCCCGGGCGACAGACUGCUGACUGCAGAUGCUAUCAACGGUAUCAAAGCGCACAAUAAGUGGGUUACUGCAACUAUGGUCCUUGUCAAGGCAUUCAUCGCAAGCCCACAGGCGCUCGCCGUAUCGAGCUACACGAACGAAUCCUGGCCGACCGUGGUACAGAAUGUUCAGAAGAUGUACAAGGCGAAUGUGACACUGCUAGUCGGCACAGAUGCUAUACCUGCCAGUACCUCGUCAUCGCUCGGCGGCAUCCAGAAUCCUCUCGGAAAAACCGUUCACGAUGAACUGGACGUCUUCGUCAACCAGGUCGGCUUCACACCGGCUGAGGCUCUACGGGCAGCAACGGUCCUGCCCGCGAAGAUGCAUAGACUAAGUGAUCGGGGAGUCAUUGAGGCAGGGAAACGCGCUGAUCUUGUAUUGCUAAGGUCGAACCCGUUGAAAAAUAUCUCGGCUACCAGAGACAUUGUCAGGGUGUGGAACGGUGGGAUUGAGUUCAAUGCCACUGCCGCUCUAUAA
This is a messenger RNA of Exophiala bonariae, 1227 nucleotides long. RefSeq lists its product as uncharacterized. Gene Ontology annotation, molecular function: hydrolase activity, acting on carbon-nitrogen (but not peptide) bonds. The transcript has a single exon. The record is from RefSeq and is a predicted model, not a curated record. The coding region runs from base 1 to 1227 and encodes 408 amino acids. NCBI's taxonomy places the organism in Eukaryota, Fungi, Ascomycota, Eurotiomycetes, Chaetothyriales, Herpotrichiellaceae.